Molecule: messenger RNA, 3270 nt
Organism: Knipowitschia caucasica
Lineage: Eukaryota; Metazoa; Chordata; Actinopteri; Gobiiformes; Gobiidae
Source: the annotation of a GenBank genome assembly
AUGAUCUCCGCUUUCUCCCCGCUCUUGGCUCGGCCUAACUUGGCUCGGCCUAACUUGGCUCGGCCUAACCUGCCUCUGAGGAAGCCUUUGUCCAGUCCCACGGCUCCAUGUGGGGCUGGACCGACCUCACCUGAGACUGUCAGCAACUCUGGAGGCACUGCUGUGACUCCACCUACCAACAGAGAAAACACAAUUCAUUCAGACACAACCAGCAUCCAGAGAGUAUACAUGAGAGACUUACCCACAAGAGCGAUCAAAGGAACAGAAAUGGAGGCGUCAGUCGUGGAGGUUUAUAGCCCUGGACGUUUCUUUGUCAUUCCCCAAAACAAAGAGAACCUUGAGGGUUUGAAGUCCAUCACCAAAGAGCUCCAGAUAAACUUCAGCAUCCCCACGGCGCUGCUACACACCCCCCACGUGGACGAGGUGUGCGCCGUGCAGUACUCCUGCGACAAGAACUGGUACCGUGGUCUGAUCCAAAGUGUGGCUGUGGACAAAAACACAGCUCAUGUCCUUUAUAUAGACUUUGGCAACGAGGAGGAAGCCCCCUUUGUGAGAAUAAAACCUUUGACAGCCGAACUACAGCAGUUCAGCCCCUGUGCGAUUGAGUGCUGUAUGGCUCUAGUCCCCGCUGCUGAGUCUUGGUCGGAUCAGUGUUGUAUAUCGUUACGGCAGCUGGUGGAAGGAAAGGUAUUCACCAUAAAAGUGACAAAUGCUUUGAGCGGUCGAAUGCUCGAGGUCGAGGUGGUGCUCUCCAAUGGAACUCCUCUGAGCUCCUUUCUUCUGGAGCGUGACUAUGCAACGAAGAGAACCAUCAACACGGCACCGACUGAAGAGGACAUAGCUGCGAUGGAGAGUGCAUCUCUGGAUAACUAUAAACGACUCUCCUCCGGCAAAGACGCCAACCUGUGGGCCCGGGUCCCGGAGCCGCUCACCGUGGCUCUGGGCCAGUCCUUCUUGGUCGUGGUCUCGCACUUUCAAACGCCUGAAAAGAUUGUGGUACAAAAAGUGGACAAUGCGAGAGUGGUCCAGGAUCUGCAGUUUAAGCUCAAAGAUCACUGCAACAAACUGCCAGAGUCCAGUCAUUUCAGACCUGCUCCUGGGACUGUGUGCUGCGCCAUGUUCUCUGAGGACAAGCAGUGGUACCGGGCUAAGAUUCUGGCCUAUCCUUCAGAAGAUCGAGUGUGUGUCGGUUACUUGGAUUUUGGAAACUCUGAAGAUGUAGAAUUGAGCAGUUUGCGUCCCAUCUCCCAGUCUCUCCUGGACACACCCAUGCAGGCCAUGACGUGUGGUCUUGUUGUGCAGCCGACGGGAGAGAGUUGGUCCAAAGAUUGCCUGGAGGCCCUGCAGAAAAGGAUUGGCAAUCGUAUUCUGCGUGUUGUGAUCCUUGGGGCUCAUGAAGGGAAGGCGUUGGUGUCGAUAGUUGAUGAGGUGAGCGACCCACAGGCCAACAUGGCGGAGCUGCUGAUCUCUGCUGGGUACGCUGUAGCUGCUUCUGUCGCUAACGGAAACCAUCCAUCAACGGAGACGCCACUUCCUGCUCCUGAUGUGCCAGAGCCGCUGCUGUGGACGUCUGUGGAGAUUUCUACUUCUCAGAGACUGCGGCUGCGAUCCUGUCGUGUGGAGAGUCCUGGCAAGUUCUUCUGCCGCGUUGACAAUCCAAGAGAUAUUGAGCUGUUAACGGCACUAGAAGAAGAGAUGAAGACUUACUUUGAGACGGAGGCUUCAGCUUAUGAUCCAAACGUGGGAGAACCUUGCUGUGCCUUCGUCCCCGUCUCUGUGUUUGCAGAAAAUGGGAAAUGCUUUCGGGCUGUGGUGAAGCAGGUGUGUGAGGACGGGGCUGUGGUUGCUCUCGCAGACUACGGCGAUUGUUUGAGUUUGAAGAAAAGAAACUUGAGAUGCAUCACAGCAAAGUACCUGAGCCUGCCCUUCCAGGCCGUGCCGUGCUGGCUGGCAGGUGUGGAGCCGCUGGGUUCAGAGUGGAGCAGUGAGGCGCUGCUGUGGUUCAUGUCUCUGGUGGAGGGCGAGGCGCUGGCGGCUCGUGUGCUCUCAGUCACUGACGAUGGAUACGGUCUGGAGCUGCAGAGCAAAGGCCUCAGUGUGGCGGCUGCACUCAUCUCAGAGAACAUGGCCAAACGUCCCGGAGAGACUGGGAUCCAAGUCACCUCCUGCUUCCCUGACUCACAGAAUGACCCAGUGUUGGAACAAACGCCCGAAGAUCCAGCUCCGUCUCCGCCCGAGGAGUCAUUUCCGGUGGACUGGAAAACCGCGGUGUUGCCGGUUAAUGAGACCUUUAAACCUUGUGUAGCUGCAGUUUCCAACCCGUCUCUUUUCUACAUCAUCGCCCCUAAUCAAGUCGACGAAGAGCAGCUGAAGGGACUGAUGCUGGAGUUGGCUGGAUACUGCGUCAGUCGUGGUUCUCAGGCCUCAGCUCCCGUCACCCACAGACCUGCUGUAGGAGCCGCCUGCUGCGCCCGCUUCUCCGCCGACAAUAACUGGUACCGGGCCGUGGUUCUGGAGGUCUGUGGGGGCGUGGCCUCAGUCGUUUAUGUGGAUUAUGGGAAUUCUGAGACUGUGCCUCUGUCUCACAUCUUUCCCAUCACGGACUCUCUGCUCCAGCUUCCUUUUCAAGUCACUCGCUGCGCUCUCGUGGGUAAAGAGAACUUCCCGGAGCAGUGGUCCGAGGCCCUGCUGAAGGUCUUCAUCAGUACAAUACAGCAGGAAGUCGUUGCCACGGUUACGGCCUUCGAUGGCUAUGCUAACGUUCUGUCGUUAGCCCUGCCCCCGGCGAGCGGUGGCGGGCUGGUGGAGGCCAUGGUUCUCAACGCUCUCCGGGCAGAGGCUCCGCUUUCUGUAGGAACGGACAGCGUGGAAUCAGAAGAUUCUUCCAGAGUCCCAGCCCUCACCCCAGUCCCGGUCCCAGCCCUCACCCCAGUCCCGGUCCCAGUCCUCACCCCAGUCCCGGUCCCAGCCCUCACCCCAGUACCAGCCCUCACCCCAGUCCCGGUCCCAGCCCUCACCCCUGCUCCGGCCCCGGUCCCAGCCCUCACCCCUGCUCCGGCCCCGGUCCCAGCCCUCGCCCCAGUCCCGGUCCCAGCCCUCACCCCAGUCCCAAUCCUUGCCCCGGUCCCAGCCCUCGCCCCUGCUCCGGCCCCGGUCCCAGCCCUCGCCCUCGCUCCAGUCCCUAUGAACCAGAUGGAGCGACUGGAGCAGAAGUUGGAGCAGAUCGUUCAGCUCCUGCAGCAGAUCCUGCAGCGGCCUCACAUCAUUUAG